GUCGUCAGUGCAGAAGGCGAGGUGCGCGGCAUCUGCUAUCCACCGAGCUGGGUGCUGAAUCCGCUCCGACUGAACGCCGUCGACCGGAACAUCGGUGGAAUCGUCGGCGCCGCCAGUGGCGAUCGUCACGGCGUCGAGUCCUACUCAUCUUCACGGCGUCACUAUUCUCCUGGCGGCCCAUCUUCUCGUCACAGUGGGCCCCAGGUGCAUACCGGCGAGCGGACCGUUACUGCGAGACAACCGAAAGGUCGACGCAAGAGUCGAUCAGUCGGUCUUGAGCUCGAGAACAGGGAGCAGGACGUCGACGAGAGUGGCGAACUCCGCGUUGAGUCGUUGAGGCACGGUGCGAUUGGUUUACGUCGCGGCUCGGCCUCCAGACUUCGCUCGGCUGGCCCGACGGUGCGAACGUCACGCUCCAUUCUUCCCACCGUCCGUUUGAGGCAACAGGAGAUCUUCAAGUGCGGUCAUCCGAUCACAAACAUGGGCUUGCCGGUCUGUGCUGAGGUGGGUCACCGAUGCGGAAACUGUCAAACACUUUCGAGGCUGUAG
Messenger RNA from Protopolystoma xenopodis, 549 nucleotides. The record is from the annotation of a GenBank genome assembly. NCBI's taxonomy places the organism in Eukaryota, Metazoa, Platyhelminthes, Monogenea, Polystomatidea, Polystomatidae.